Messenger RNA from Cladocopium goreaui, 1147 nucleotides. Lineage: Eukaryota; Dinophyceae; Suessiales; Symbiodiniaceae. The record is from the annotation of a GenBank genome assembly.
UCCGCCUGGGCAUGCUUGGUGCAGCUCCACUUGGAGCAAGUGCGGAGGUCAAGGAUGACUCCGACUACGCGGAAAAGGCGCAUAGAUUGCUUGAUGAUCCAGAAGUAAGACUCAUCCGUGAGUUGCAACAAGGGGUGAAGCUUGUGGAUGGCAAGAGCGGCCAAUCCCUGGCUUUGCCGCAGUUGCUCUGUCCUGGCAGUCUGCUGUAUGACGCUGAUUUGGUCUGUGUUGGGGAGAUUCAUGACUCGGCAGCAGAUCACGCCAUGCAGAGACUCUUGAUUGACGCGCUGACGUACCAACUAUUCCUGGAGCUUCGGCAGUCUGAAGGGGUUGAUGCGUCUGCACCACGGGGUCGUACUCCACAGAACUUAUCUGCACAAAGGGUGGCAGUUGGCGUAGAAUACUUUUCCCGGCGCCAGCAGCCGACCUUGGACAGUCUGAUCUUUGACAAGAGCAAAGACGGGCUGGGCAGCAGCCCCUCCAAAUUUCGGGAAGCUUGCGACUGGGAUCGAGUUUGGGCUUACGAUUGGGACAUCUACGCUCCAUUGUUUCGCUUCUGCCAGCUUAAUCUGAAUCGAAUCAUUGGACUCAACCUUCCGCUCGAGGCGGUGCUCACCGUCUCUCGAGGUGGCCUGGAUUCGGCUCCGGAUUGGCUGCGGGAGCAGUUGCCGCCAUUGGAUCUCACACAGCAGAAGCACCGCCGCAGGUUUGAAGAUAUGCUGCAAAUGCCGCUGCAGGAUGCAGUGCGAAGGAUGGGCUUGCCAGUGGAUGAGUGGUCGCCAAAGAAGAAAUUGAACAACAUGUAUCAAGCUCAAGUGCUUUGGGACGAGUUUAUGGCCAACACAGCACUGGCCUACAUCAACGACGUUGGUGGGCGUCUCGUGGCAUUGGCGGGCGCAAAUCAUGUUUGGCGCGAUGCCAUUCCCGAACGUUUUGAACGCCAAGCAGCACGAGGAGGCACGCCGAGAAAGGCGGUCACCAUCGUACCUUGGCGAGGUGACCGAUUACCACCACCAGGCGUUGCGGACUUCCUGUUGCGUAUGGACGGGGCUGGAGGUGGUGACAAGAUCGCGGCAGUGCUGCAAGAACAGCGCCAACGUUUGAGGGGCCAGCCGAGGGUGUUUCCUGCUGGUUACCUUUGAAGCGG